GGUUGGUUAUCAAUCAAUCGCAUUGACCAGUUCAAUGCCCUCAAAAGUGAAUACUGAAUAGCGUAGAAAGAGAAAUAGUGUAUAUCAGAUUAUCAGAUCAUCAGAUCACUGCAGUUUACAAACACAAUCAGAAACUAAGGGCAUCCUCAAUCUGCAGUUUCUCCAGAUUUUUGUGAGCCCCAGUCUCACUCAAUCACAAUAAAAAGAUGAAAUAAGAUACAGCAGUUCGAGGAAUUUAAGAGUAAGCCAUGGCCUGGUUCGCCGUGACUUCACUGAUGCGAACGGUAGAGCUUGAGUUCUUAUUCCCAGAGCCACGUGUUCUUGGCCACACAGAAGCAGCGGAAGCACUCCAUGGAAGGCUACAUGAGUUGGUUGACUUUCUUGAGAAAUCUGAGAAUCAAUUCAACGCUGACGACGUGCGGAUGCAAGACUGGAAAGCAAGGCUUAAAGGUGUUGCUCUGAGAAUAGAAGAUGAAAUUGAAUCAAAAGUAAUUAAUCUUUAUAGCGGAAGGCAGAGUAGGAGUACUAUUGCUGAAAGCUUUCAUUCCACCUUGGUAUAUGCAAUUGGGGAGUUGACAAAGUGUGUGAAGGAAGAUUUGCAAGUGAAUGAUAUUGUUUCAUCGAGGGAAAGGAUUGAAAGUAGUAGUAGUAGUUCCUCCCAUCCCACAGCCUUAGAGCUUCAGAGCACAAUGGUAGGGCGCACUGCUGAAUUGGAACAUAUCAAACGGUUACUCCUUGAAGACAAAUCUACAGAAACACUGGUUGCACCAAUCGUUGGCAUGGCGGGAAUAGGUAAGACAACUUUUGCUCGAAGCUUGUACCAAGAUCCAGUAGUUAAAUCUCAUUUUGAUGUUCUUGCCUGGGCAACCGUUUCUACGUCUGCAACAUAUGACAGAUGUAGAAUGCUUCGUGAGCUUUUGUUGUGUAUUCAUCCAAAACAGAAGGAAUUCAUCCAUCAAGUCAAAGACGACCACCUACCUGACCUAGUACGUAAAUGGUUAGUUGGUCGGAGGUAUUUGAUUGUUCUAGAUGACAUAUGGGACAGUAACCAUUGGGAGGAAAUUAAAAGGUCAUUCCCAGAAGAUUGUAAUGGGAGUAGAAUAUUGUUGACCAGUAGACAUGACGAAGUGGCCGUGUACGCAAGAUCGUAUAAUUAUUGUUUUGUAAACGUGCCAUUUUUAAAUUCAGAAGAAAGUUGGAAUUUAUUUCUCCAAAAGAUUCAUCCUACAAGAUUGCUUUCAGAAGUCGAGGCAAUAUGGAGACACAUUGUCAGUUAUUUCAGGGGACUACCUUUUGCAACUGUUAUAGCUGCUGGACUUGCACGAGCAAUCAAUGAGUCACUAUGGAUUUCUAAGGAGAUCGAGGGAAUAUUUUAUGAAAGGUUGUGUUCUGAUCUUGUUGAAGGUAUUUCAAAGAUACUUAUUUUGAGUUAUAACAACUUGCCUAACUUUUUGAAGAUUUGUUUCUUAUAUUUGGGGAUUUUUCCUGAAAGUAGCGCUAUACAUGUAAAAAAACUUAUUCAAUUAUGGAUAGCAGAAGGGUUUGUAAAGGUUGAAGGUGAAAGGAGCUUAGAAGAAGUUGCUGAGGAUUUUCUAAAAGAUCUUGUAUCUAGGAGUCUGGUUUUGAUUGACAAAAUUAGCAUGGAUGGCAAGAUUAAGACAUGUAAGGUGCAUGACAUAGUACAUGACUUCUGUAAGAGGAAAGCAAUGGAGGAGGGCCUCUUACGUGUUGUAGAUGGACAUUUUGGUCACUUGCAUACUUAUCGUUGGGUAAGUAUUGAAACAAUGAAUGUUUCACUUGAUCAUAUCUCCAAGAAAUCUCGAUCCAUUUUUUCCUUUUGUCAUGAUGGUGUUAAUAGGUCAAUUGGACUUGCAAGUUUCAAGAAGUUGAGAGUAUUAGAUCUAAGCAAUCUUUGCUUUAAAUGGAAUUUGUUCUUUACUAAUGGUGGUGUUGAUCUGGUUCUUUUGAGAUACUUAGCUCUGAGAAUAUACUCUUCUGGAUAUUUGAAAAUGUUGAAGUUGAAAGAGACUUUUAUUAAUCUACAAACUCUUUUGUUUCUGGUAGACAAAGAAAGAAGGGUGAGUUAUUUUACAACACAUGUAUUUGAAAUUUGGAGGAUGCCCAUGUUGAGGCAUCUACAAUUUAACCCAGUGUUUAUGUUCGAUACUCCGAGUGUUGUUUUAAAGUACUUGCAGACAAUUUAUUGGUUACGCCCUUCUCAAUGCACAAAGAAAGUAUUUCUGGGAAUUCAAAAUGUAAAAGUGAUGGGAAUUUUCAUACCUGAAAGGAAGAAAGAAUUUGUACGUGAUGAAUAUUCUUUGACUGAAGAUUCGUCGGAUGACGAUCUUAAACAGAAGCCUCAUAUAAAUUCUUUGACUGAAAAAUGGUGGGAUGAUCUUAUAUGUUUACAGAAGCUUGAGAAAUUAAAACUUAAUAGCGAUUGUGAUGAUCCUAUUAUACUUCCACAUGCAAGUGCUUUUCCAGUACAACUUAGAAUGUUGACCUUGAAGGGAAGUUUGCCACCAAGGGAUGCUAUGGAAGUUGUUGGUAUGUUGCCCAAUCUUGAGGUUCUAAAACUUAAGUUUGGAGCUUGUAAAGGACAACAUUGGAAACUUAGUGGAGGUGGGUUUCCUAAAUUAAAAUCACUGCUCAUUCAAGGAAUGAAGUUGAAGCAGUGGACAGCUACUGACAAUGCUUUCCCUAUCCUAGAGCGACUUAUCAUUAAACAUUGUGUUCAUUUGGAGAAGAUCCCUUCCACUUUUGUUGAACUAUACACUUUGCAAUUAAUUGAGUUGCAUGGUUGUCAUUCUUUGCUGGUUCAUUCUGCGGAACAAAUUCAGCAACAGCAAGAGGAGUUAUUUGGAUAUAAUUGGCUUCUUGUUCAUCACUACAAUACUACUCAUCAGGUAGCAACCAUUAUUGAAGUGAAAAAACAAGUGAAAAGAGGAAAAUUUGAUGAACAAGAACAUGAAAAGGUAGCAACCAUUAUUGAAGAAAAAGAACAAGCGAAAAGAGGACAACAAGAAUGUAAAAAGCUGAAGUGCAAGGUAAGUGAUCCUGAAUCCAGCUACUUUGCAAGGCAAGUUCAAGAGGAGGAGGAUUCUAAGCUCUCCAAUGUUGAAUUCUUCAAUUGCUUUGAAGAUGACUUCGACAACAAUGACAUCAAUUGAAACAUUAAUCUUCUCUAUUUCUUAGCUCCCGGCCUACGGUCCAAUCCCAAAUAAAAAUCCUAUGGUUUAUUACUUUUGCUAUAAUUUAUGUUAAAAAAAAUUCUUUAGCUACAUAUUUUGGGUAUGUGAAUUUCCUCCUUCCUUUUUCUUUGAGUAUAUAGCGCUUUGAAUUUGGUCUGA
Molecule: messenger RNA, 3350 nt
Organism: Ipomoea nil (Japanese morning glory)
Lineage: Eukaryota; Viridiplantae; Streptophyta; Magnoliopsida; Solanales; Convolvulaceae
Product: putative late blight resistance protein homolog R1B-16
Exons: 4
Coding region: 249-3170 (973 amino acids)
Biological process (GO): protein folding; defense response to other organism
Molecular function (GO): alpha-tubulin binding; ADP binding
Source: RefSeq, a predicted model, not a curated record